Molecule: messenger RNA, 5777 nt
Organism: Pelodiscus sinensis (Chinese soft-shelled turtle)
Lineage: Eukaryota; Metazoa; Chordata; Testudines; Trionychidae
Source: RefSeq, a predicted model, not a curated record
CUUCCCCCGCCCCCUCCCUCGUGUGUUCGCCGGGUGCCCGUGCUUGACGGAUCCGCUCCCAGCCCGCCUCUGCGCACAGACUCCAGCAAGACACCCUGUGGGGCUUCCCGGGGGGAGAAGGGACUUGCCACCGACACAACCCUCAGCCUCCCCCCCCCCUCCCCUUCACCUUCCAUCGCGGCAUUGGCUUCCCAAGGCACCCGCGGCUGGGCGUGGAGCAGGGAUGCAAAGGGAGGAAGGCUGAAGAUGGAUGGGCAGAGGAUCCAGCGGCAGAGGAGACGCGCUGACGGGGGUUUUCUGCUGAGAAGGGCGCUCCGCUCUUAAAGAGACGGCUGCUUCGCUUGGACUCUGCCACCCGUCCGGCUUCUCCUCCGGGCUUGCCCGGGAGCGAACCGAAGGCAGAGCAAACAGGAGACUGGCAGGGGAUCGUAGCGGCACCGCGGGGCGUCCAGGGUCUACCCACGCCUGCACUCUCCCGGGGAAGGAGACGACCAUUUCCCACCAGCCUAGCUUGAAUUUCAAGGAGGCCUAAACCAAAGGAGCCGAAGACUCUUCCCCGCCUCUGUUCCUGUCUGCACUGAUGGUGAGAGGGAAGAGCUGGCCUUGUCCAGUGCCAAGGCCAGGGAAAGGGCCAUCCGGAGUGAUGAGGGAGCUGAAAACAACAGUUUGGACAGAUUGGUGCCUCUUCUGCUGACUGUCCUUCCCCCCACACGUUUUUUUUUUUUUUUUUUGUAGGCAACAUCUGGAUACAAACCUUCCUCCCUUCCUGUUAACAGCUGGAUGAGAAUCAAAGCCCCACCAGGUGCAUGCAAUGGCCGGCCAAUGCUGUUUAUUUCUUGGCCCCCAUGUGCAGGGGGGAGCAGGCGUGAUUCAGGGACUUGAGACCCCCGUGCAUUGAGGAAUAUCUUCCCGGGGUUCAAUUUGCAAAUGGUUGCUGGGGACAGGCAGUCCCGAGAAGACCAAAAGGGAAAAAAUUGGGACGGGAAAGGAGGAGAGACACCCCAAACUCUGGCUUCUCUGCUAAUUAGAUCCGGGGAGGUGCAUGUGUCUUUUGUAUUCGAAAAGCUGUUUUGAUUAGGAGUGGGGAGCGGCUGGAGGGAGCUGGGUGGUUGGAGUUGCUAGUUGCAGCUCGUGAUUCUGUUUGUUUGGAGCCCAGCCAAUUUUUUCGUUAAAUUCAAUCUGAUUUUUGGUGACAUUUGAGAGGGGCGUGAGUGGGACCGGCAGGGGUGUUACAGAGCAGCCAGUUGACAGCUGCAGCACAGGGGGAGGCAGUGGAGACUCCCCGUUGGCUAUUGGCACAUUCCCCCAUUUGGCGCCUGGGUUUCCGAUUGGAACAUCUGGCUUGAGGAGGACGUGGGUUUGGGGAGGAGGGGUGUAGAACCGAGAUGCCAUUGCUGUUGCCUCCUUGCCCUCGCCUUUUGGUUACCCUGAGGUAAAUGGGAGCCAGAGCUCCAUCGGCAUAACCGUUGGCGUAGACAGGACCAGUUCUCCAAGGGUUGGCAGGGAAAAGUGGGCAGGCAGAAUGCCUGGGAACAGGGCUUUCACCGAGCCGGAAUACUCUGCCGAGUACUCUGCUGACUAUUCGGUUAGCCUGCCCUCGGACCCCGAACGUGGGGUGGGCCGGACCCAUGAGGUGACCGUCAGGAACUCGGGCUCGUGCCUUUGCUUGCCACGCUUCAUGCGGCUCACCUUCGCCCCGGAGUCCCUGGAGAAUCUCUACCAGACGUACUUCCGGCGGCAGCGCCACGAGACCCUCUUGGUGCUGGUGGUCUUUGCCGCCCUCUUCGACUGCUACGUCAUCGUCAUGUGCGCUGUGCUCUACACCACGGACAAGCUGGCCACCAUCGUGGUGGCCUCAGUAGGCCUGGCCGCCCAGAUCUUGCUCUUCGUCCUAUGCAAGUACGGGCUCCUGCCGGACCGCGUCACCCGCAGAUUUAUGCCCUACAUCCUCUGGAUUCUCAUCGCCGCCCAGAUAUUCUGCUACCUAGGCCUCAACUUUGCCCAUUUCCACCAGGCCAGUGACACAGUGGGCUGGCAGGCCUUCUUCAUCUUCUCCUUCUUCAUCACCUUGCCCCUCCGUCUCACGCCCAUCGUGCUCAUCUCGGCUGUCUCCUGUGGCAUCCACACCUUGGUGCUGGGGGUCACCAUCGCUCAGCAGCAGCAGGAUUCCAUCAAUGGAGGGACCUUGCUACGGGAGAUCCUGUCCAAUAUUGCCAUCUACCUGUGCACCAUCAUGGUGGGCAUCAUGUCGUACUACAUGGCAGACCGCAAGCACCGCAAGGCCUUCCUGGAAGCACGGCAGUCUCUCGAGGUCAAACUCAACCUGGAGGAACAAAGCCAGCAGCAGGAACGGCUGAUGCUUUCCAUCCUGCCCAAGCACGUGGCAGAUGAGAUGCUAAAGGACAUGAAAAAGGACCCAAGCCAGAAAGAGAUGCAGCAAUUUAACACCAUGUACAUGUAUCGCCAUGAGAACGUCAGCAUCCUCUUUGCCGACAUAGUCGGCUUCACCCAGCUGUCGUCCUCCUGCAGCGCCCAGGAGCUGGUGAAGCUGCUGAACGAGCUCUUUGCCCGCUUUGACAAGCUGGCAGCGAAAUACCACCAGCUGCGCAUCAAGAUCCUUGGAGACUGCUACUACUGUAUCUGUGGGCUGCCGGACUACCGUGAGGACCAUGCGGUCUGCUCCAUCCUGAUGGGCCUGGCCAUGGUGGGAGCCAUAUCCUAUGUGCGAGAGAAGACCAAAACAGACGUGGACAUGCGUGUGGGGGUCCACAGCGGCACGGUGCUGGGGGGUGUGCUGGGCCAGAAGCGCUGGCAGUACGACGUGUGGUCCACAGACGUCACGGUGGCUAACAAGAUGGAGGCUGGUGGCAUCCCAGGGCGUGUGCACAUCUCCCAGAGCACCAUGGACUGCUUGAAAGGGGAGUUUGAGGUGGAGCCCGGAGAGGGGGGCACACGGUGUGACUACCUGAAGGAGAAGGGGAUCGUGACGUACCUCAUCCUGGUGCCCAAGCCGCCUGUCAAGAACGGGAUCAAUGGAGUGAAGCUGUCCCUGACGUCCUCCCAUGGGAACUCCCCACUGUUGAUCAACACCAAGGAGUGUAACGGCAGCAUCAACACCACCUGCACCACACCCGACGAGGCCGAGGAGCUGGACACCAGGGCCCUGGGGGGCCUGGCCGUCUCGGGACACAAGGAGAAGGGGACGAGCUCGGGAGUGCCCCCCAGCAGAACCAGGGCCCUCCCCCUGCUUUUCCCCUUGGCCUGUGGCCUCCCACGCUUCACCGGGGUCCGUGGUGUCUCCGGCAGGCUGAAGGGGAAGUACACGUACCGCCUCUCCAUGCGCUUCAUCAACCCCGAGAUGGAGACGCGCUACUCCGUGGAGAAGGAGAAGCAGAGCGGGGCCGCCUUCAGCUGCUCCUGCGUGGUGCUCUUCUUCACCGCCCUGGUGGAGGCCCUAAUCAAUCCCUGGCUGGUGGCCAAUUACGUGACGUUUGUCAUUGGAGAGAUCCUGCUGCUCAUCCUGACACUGUGCUCUCUGGCCGCCAUUUUCCCCAGGGUGUUUCCCAAAAAACUCGUAGCCUUUUCCACUUGGAUCGACAGGACCCGCUGGGCCCGGAACACCUGGGCCAUGUCGGCCAUCUUUAUCCUCACCAUGGCCGACAUCGUGGAUAUGCUCAGCUGCCUCCAGUCCUACUCCGGCACCAGCAACAGCACCGCAGCGACCCCGCUGGCGGGGGGCUGCGUGGAGGACCCCAAGUAUUACAGCUACAUUGCUGUGCUGGCCCUCAUCGCCACCAUCAUGCUGGUGCAGGUCAGCCACAUGGUCAAGCUCACUCUGAUGGUCAUGAUCACCUGCGCUGUGGGCGUGGUCAACAUCUACGCCUGGCAGCAGAUCUUCGACGAGUACGAUAAGGGACGUUUCCAGGAGAUCGUGUACACCCUGGUCCCCUCCAAGUACUCCAUGACAGUGAUGAUCUUCAUCAUGAUGCUCAGCUUCUACUACUUCUCUCGCCACGUGGAGAAGCUGGCCAGGACGUUGUUCCUGUGGAAGAUCGAUGUCCAUGACCAGAAGGAGCGGGUGUAUGAGAUGAGGCGCUGGAACGAGGCCCUGGUCACCAACAUGUUGCCAGAGCACGUGGCCCGGCAUUUCCUGGGCUCCAAGAAACGGGACGAGGAGCUGUACAGCCAGUCGUAUGACGAAAUUGGCGUCAUGUUCGCCUCCCUCCCAAACUUUGCCGACUUCUACACGGAGGAGAGUAUCAACAACGGCGGGAUCGAGUGCCUGCGCUUCCUCAACGAGAUCAUCUCGGAUUUUGACACGCUCCUGGACGACCCACAGUUCCGGUGCAUCACCAAGAUUAAAACCAUUGGCAGCACCUACAUGGCUGCUUCGGGAGUGACCCCCGACGUCAACACCAAUGGCUACACCACCACCAUGAAGAAAGAGGAGCUUUCGGAGAAGGAGCGUUGGCAGCACUUAGCUGAUUUGGCUGACUUUGCCUUAGCCAUGAAAGUGACCCUGAUGAACAUUAACUACCAGUCCUUCAACAACUUCAUGCUCCGAAUAGGCAUGAACAAAGGAGGGGUGCUGGCAGGCGUGAUCGGCGCCCGCAAACCACACUACGACAUUUGGGGGAACACCGUGAACGUGGCCAGCAGAAUGGAGUCAACGGGUGUGAUGGGAAACAUACAGGUGGUGGAGGAGACCCAUCUCAUCCUGAAGGAGUACGGCUUCCGCUUUGUGCGCCGGGGGGCCGUCUACGUCAAAGGCAAAGGGGAACUGAUGACCUUCUUCCUGAAGGGCCGGGAGAAGCAGGGCUCUUUCAUCAAUGGCUCCUCAGUGACUCUACCGCACCAGGUGGUCGACAGCUCAUGAUGGAGCUGGGCUCGUGCUCCCACUAGUGACUGAAGUCCAGUGCCUCCCAUUGGCGAGAGGCAAGCAGCUUCGAAUGCCCAGUACUCUAGAAACGAGACUGAUAGUAACAUCUUUCAACCCACUGUCUAGAUUUAAGAGAAAACAACCCCUGGCCUGAUCCUUUUUUCCUGGAGGUUUAUCUUAGAGGGGUCUGCUUGACUUCAGCUCCACAUCUGCAGCUUAGCAGAAGGGAGACGGGAGGGACUGGUCUGAUUCUCCUACAGCUUACACGUGCAACCUCGUGCUGACACGGGGCUGGAUGGUGGGAAGGCGGAAGCCUCACAGCAUUUCAGGAGCUCUCACAAUUGCGGUAGACUCCUGUGUACUGUGGUAGUUCAGUCAAGAGAGGCAGAUGGCAUGGAUUUUAGUUAGGGCCACAGAUCUGGCCUCCACUUCAGGCUUGUUGCUGAGAGAGAAAAACUCAAGGUAGGUGGUAAGAGGAAAAAAAUCUCUGGGGCACUUGGGUUUUCUGGUAGUUCACACAAUGCUCAUUCUUGCCCUAAGCCACCGUAGCUAGGAGAUCAGAGCGAGGGUGCAAUAUUUCCUUUGACUUGGAGGUGAAGAAAUAAAAACCAAUGUUGUGUAUUUCAAAUAUAUAAAUAUAUAUAUAAAAGAUACAGAUUGACAUUUAUAUUUUUAAUUGUGUCUGUUAGACUAUUUGCGGAUUUCUCUAUCCGCUACUGCCUUGCACUCCGCUCUCUGCUGUUUUCACCUUUGCUAUCGCUUUAAGGAAGAGAUGGACAGAUAUUGGCAAAGAACAAGACUGUUUUAUUAAAGCCUUCAUCCACUAUUCUGUUGAAAAACAAAAGCAAUGUAAUUAUUUCUCUAGUUUCUUGAAUAGAACCAGUUGAAGUUAAAAGAU